This is a messenger RNA of Penicillium canariense, 1683 nucleotides long. RefSeq names its product MDR family MFS transporter. The record is from RefSeq and is a predicted model, not a curated record. Lineage: Eukaryota; Fungi; Ascomycota; Eurotiomycetes; Eurotiales; Aspergillaceae. Gene Ontology annotation, molecular function: transmembrane transporter activity. Bases 1 to 1683 code for a protein of 560 amino acids. Gene Ontology annotation, biological process: transmembrane transport. The transcript is spliced from 3 exons.
AUGUCCGAUCACCAACAUAGCGACGAACCUGGGCCUUCAGGUCCCAAUCAGCUCAAGGCCAAGCAAGAGGCCAUGGAAAAGGGUCAAUCUGAAGAGAAACCCUUAGUUGGCCCAAAUCUUGCCUUACUUAUGGCUGCAUUGAUCAGCUCCAUGUUCCUUGUUGCAUUAGAUCGUACAAUAAUCGCAACUGCUGUUCCCAAAAUUUCCGAUCACUUCCACGCCAUUGAUGACAUCAGCUGGUACGCCAGUGCCUACCUGCUGACCAGCAGCGCGACGCAGCUUAUCUGGGGUCGCAUUUAUACCUUCUAUUCAGCCAAGAUUCUAUUCUUGACAGCAAUCGUUGUCUUUGAGAUGGGCUCUGCACUUUGUGGUGCAGCCCCCAAUUCCAAGUCAUUCAUCGUCGGUCGAGCUAUUGCUGGGAUGGGCUCAGCGGGUAUCUUCAACGGAUCCACAGUCAUCAUCUCCCAGGUGGUGCCACUACACAAACGACCAAUGUAUAUUGGCCUCAUGGGGUCUACCUUUGGCGUAUCAUCAAUUGUUGGACCACUGCUUGGGGGCGUAUUUACCGAUCGGGUGACAUGGAGAUGGUGUUUCUAUAUCAAUCUUCCAAUCGGAGGAAUUGCCCUUAUCAUUAUCGCGUUUUCCCUCCAAGAGCCCUCACGUUCUUCGACAACUGCUCUGAAGCGUCAGCUCAUCCGACUUGAUCCUUUGGGAACAGUCUUGUUCUUGCCUGGGGUAAUCUGCCUGCUUCUCGCGCUGCAAUGGGGCGGAACUACCUACGGCUGGAGCAAUACUCGCAUCAUUGUAUUACUCCUCCUAGCGGGUAUUCUACUCGCUGCCUUCGGAGCAGUCCAAGCCUGGUGCAAAGAUGACGCAACAAUUCCACCACGGAUAAUCAAGCAACGUAGCGUUGCAUUUGGCGCAGUAUAUACCUCGUGCAUUUCUGGAGCUAUGAUCUCCAUGCUUUAUACCCUACCUCUAUGGUUCCAGGGAGUCAAGGGCACGAGUGCGGUACAGUCUGGGUUGGAUACUAUCCCAAUGGUGCUGUCGCUUGUUGUAGCCAGCAUUUUGUCCGGUGCGACAAUUUCGCGCACAGGAUAUUAUGUGCCUUUUAUGUUCAUCGCAUCUUUAUUGAUGGCAACCAGCUCGGGCAUGAUCACCACCUUCAAAACUGAAACGGGCCACUCGGCCUGGAUCGGCUACCAGGCAUUGUUCGGUUUAGGCUUGGGAUCCGGCAUGCAACAACCGACGAUGGCCGCCCAGACUGUGCUGGAUCAAGCAGAUGUUCCCAUCGGAGUUGCGUUGAUGUUUUUGUUCCAAUCCCUUGGUGGCGCUGUCUGGGUCGCCGUCAGUCAAAAUCUCUACACCAAUUACAUUGCCACCGAGCUGCCUAGCAUCUCGGGUAUCAACCCGGAAGCAAUUCUCGCAGCCGGAGCAACGGAACUUGCAAAGCUGGUACCUGCGGACAAGCUCCAUGCCGUGCUAGUGAUCUACAAUGCUGCGUUGCAUAGAGCCUUCUUCGUCCCAGUAGCGCUGUCUUGUGUGAUGAUCCUACCCGCCCUGGGAAUGGAAUGGCGCAAUGUCAAGCGCGAAAGUGAAAAGCGAGAAAAGGAGAAACUCAGUUCGGAGAAAGAGUCGGAAGCGCCGAUAAAGAGAACUUCUGAUGUCGAGAAGAUUAUAUAA